AUGCCAGCUCGAGGGGCCGAUGGCCAACCAGUAACUAAAAUAGCCGAAAUACCCCGGGAAUUUGAAGAGAUAGAAGGGGCUUUUGAUAUAGACAAUAUUCAACUAAUUGAUUACGGAUUGAAGGAUGACGAACUCUUCAAAAACUUAAAGAUGAGCUCAGAUGGAAGUAUUGAUGAUUUAGAUGAAAACAAGAUAUACGAAAAUGAGCUAGCCAUGAGUGAAGAUGAGAUUGAGAGGAUUAGAGGACCUGGUCGGAAAAGUCAUGUUCGAGGUGGUGUAGGACUUUCAGAGAUGGAUACCCAGACCAAUCGCAUUCUUAGCUUGAACAGCGAUGUAGGGAAUGACAUCUGCAAAGAGAAUCUGCGUAAAAUACACUUCUAUCUGGAUGAGGAUGAAAAGCGAGAGAAAGCUCUUGAAGAGGAGAUCAGCAGGACACUCGGGUAUUUGCAGCAGAACAGAACUAAAUAA
Messenger RNA from Nematocida homosporus, 468 nucleotides. RefSeq lists its product as uncharacterized. Bases 1 to 468 code for a protein of 155 amino acids. The record is from RefSeq and is a predicted model, not a curated record. Lineage: Eukaryota; Fungi; Microsporidia. The transcript has a single exon.